This is a messenger RNA of Macrosteles quadrilineatus (aster leafhopper), 1375 nucleotides long. RefSeq names its product immunoglobulin-binding protein 1b-like. The coding region runs from base 191 to 1270 and encodes 359 amino acids. Gene Ontology annotation, biological process: regulation of signal transduction; regulation of dephosphorylation. The record is from RefSeq and is a predicted model, not a curated record. The transcript has 4 exons. Gene Ontology annotation, cellular component: cytosol. Gene Ontology annotation, molecular function: protein phosphatase 2A binding. NCBI's taxonomy places the organism in Eukaryota, Metazoa, Arthropoda, Insecta, Hemiptera, Cicadellidae.
CCUGUGAGAAGGAGGAAGGGCUAAGGAUUAAGGACUUUGGGAUUUAGGAAGGAGUGUUUGUUUAACUUACCCUACUCAUUUUUGAUGAUAUUUUAAUUUUUAAUGUUUACACUUUAUUCAAACAAUUCAUUGUAGUUCUUUGUUCUUUUAUUUCAAAUCUAGUAUAAAGCAGGAAGAGGAGUCGUAAAACAUGGAAGAAAAUGAUACAGAGCACGAUAAAAAGUUAUCUGAAAUAUUUGAAGAAGGAAUGAAUAUUUAUGAAGAAAUAUCGAAUACUGAUCAGGCAACUAAUAGUGGCGAAAUUCAGGUUAAAAUACGCAGAGCUAUGAAAUUAUUCGAAGAUGCGACACGUCUGGCAUCCAUGACUUCCUUGUUUAGCUCAAAUGAAUCCAUUGAAGAAGUAGCAACAAAUAAUUUGAAAUAUUUUUUGUUGCCAUCUCUGCUAGGGAACCUGACUCAAAAACUGUGUGUAACAGAGAGAACAGAAGUAGUCGACACAGCGGAUAUUUACUUCAGAGAUUUUUUACAACGUUGCAAGGACUACGCCAUUACUGAUAUAGAGAUUCCACCGCCAUCUGAUGCAGAACAAGAACAAAGCACAUCAAAUCAAGUGGCUGUACCUCAAACUCCUGCUCAGGCUCUCAUGAAUUCUGCUCACUUCAGAGCAAACAAGAUACAGCUUUACAACGAGCAAAAGGCUCUUCAAGGGGAUUUGAAAACUAUGAAGAAACAGAUAGAUCUUACAUCUCAUGUCGACGAUGAGCUGAAAAGAAACUAUUUCAUUACCUUAAUAAAGUGUCAUAUUAAUGAAGGUAUUAGGGAGCUAGAGUCCCUUCAAUCGGAAAAGGAAAUUCUAAAAUACAUGUCUAAAGUUAAAGCUGGGGGUAGCUUGAAGGCGAACGAGAGUGAAGAAAAAUUAUCUAGAGGCCCUAAACCUAAACCGUUGAAACCGAUUAUAAUAACUAAGGAUGAGGUUCAAAAGAAGGUGUUUGGAGCUGGAUAUCCUAGUCUUCCUGCAAUGACGGUUAAAGAGUUUUAUGAUCAACGAGUAAAAGAUGGAAUAUUCCCCGAUGCUGAAACAGUGAAAUCAAGAUCUUUGCUAGAGAUGGCCAGCCAAGCAAAUGCGGAAGCUAUUGCUGACCAAGAAGAAGCUGAGAAAGAGCGGAAAAUUGAGACUGAUGAUGAGGAGGCUCUCGCUCGGGCCAGAGCCAUGGAUGAGUACAAGGACACUCACCAGAGAGGCUGGGGCAACCGCUACAACCGCAGUUAACCUCACAAGGCUGCUGUAUAUAACUGUCUUGCAUUGUCAAAACUUGUCUUCAGACUGAUUGUUUGUUUGGUGUUUGUAAAAUAAGUAAAUUAAGAGUUUAAAUAA